GAUUGCAGAGGUAAAUAUACAGUCUAUAUAUCUGUGCCUAUCUGAUUAUCGAGAGAGAGAAGACGGCAGAGAGAGAGAGAGAAGAGGGAGAGAGAGAGAGAGAGAGAGAGAGAAUGGAGAGUAAAGGGAGAGGCAUGACGGUUCUGAUGUUCCCCUGGUUAGGCCACAGCCACGUAUCAUCAUACCUCCAGCUCGGCAAAAGACUAGCCAGAAGAGGCGUCUCCGUCCACCUAUGCUCCACGCCAGUCAACCUAAACUCCGUCAAGAAAACCCUAGACAACAAUCCCUCCAUCAAAACAAUAGACCUCAAUCUCCCCAACCUCCCGGAACUCCCUCCUCACCACCACACAGUCAACGGCCUCCCGCCGAACCGCCUCUCCACUCUCAAGAAGGCCUUCGACAUGGCCGCCCCGGAAUUCUCCCAGAUCCUCCAAACCCUAAAACCGGACUUGCUGAUUUCUGAUGUUUUUCAAUACUGGGCGCCAGAAAUUGCUGUGUCUCAGAAUGUCCCAUCAGUUGUAUACAUCACAUCGGGCGCGGUGACGUUCUGUUACUUUUAUCAUUUACAGAACAACCCUCAGUCCCCUUUCCCUUUUCCGGAAAUAUAUUUGACGGAUUAUGAGAAAGCGACGAAUGAGAAGAUCUCGAAAGUGAAUGCUCAGGGCAUGGGGACUCCGGAACGUGUCAGCUCUUGUGUUAGGCAAUCGCAAUUGGUUUUAGUCAAGAGCUGUGAUGAGAUUGAGGAGAAGUAUAUCAACUAUCUCUCUAGUCUCUGUGGGAAAAAAGUUCUGCCAGCUGGCCUAAUUGUUUCUGAAACUGUUGAUUGGAAAGAGGAUGAUGAGGAUACCGCGAUUUUUGAAUGGCUUGACAAGAAAGAUGAGGCGUCCACAGUGUUUGUUUCCACCGGGACGGAGUGUCACUUGUCGAAGGAAGAUGUGGAGGACAUAGCGAAUGGCCUAGAGCUAAGCGGCGUGAACUUCAUAUGGUUUGUUAAGUUUCCUGAUGGGGAUUUCAUGGGGGAGUUUCUUGAAAAAUUCCGUGAAAGAUGUAUUGGAGAAAAGGGAAUGAUUUUGGAGACAUGGGCACCACAGGCGAGGAUAUUACAGCAUUCAAGUAUUGGGGGGUUCGUGAGUCAUUGUGGAAGGGGUUCUGUGACGGAAGCACUGGCAUAUGGCGUUCCCAUAAUUGCGAUACCAAUGCAAUAUGAUCAGCCGCUAAAUGCUAGAGUGUUGCAGGAGGUUGGGGUGGGCGAGGAGGUUAAGAGAGAUAGCAGUGGGAGGCUUCAAGAGGACAAUGUUGCGAAAGUCAUAAAGAAAAUUGUGUUCGACCAGGAUGGGGAUGAAAUAAGGAGGAAGACCAAAAAUUUGAGUACGAGCCAGAAGGAGAACGGAGACAAAUAUUUAGAUAUAGUUAUGGAGGAAUUGCAUAAACUUUGUAAUAUCUAGUCGGAGAAGAGUUUAUAUGGUUUAAAUGUGCGUGUUUAAGAAUUUUAUUCAAUAACAAUAAAAAAUAAAUUUGGAUCUGCA
This is a messenger RNA of Daucus carota subsp. sativus, 1526 nucleotides long. RefSeq names its product UDP-glucosyltransferase 29. Lineage: Eukaryota; Viridiplantae; Streptophyta; Magnoliopsida; Apiales; Apiaceae. The coding region runs from base 114 to 1445 and encodes 443 amino acids. The transcript has a single exon. The record is from RefSeq and is a predicted model, not a curated record. Gene Ontology annotation, molecular function: UDP-glycosyltransferase activity.